Messenger RNA from Parasteatoda tepidariorum (common house spider), 1957 nucleotides. It is a transcript of the gene lectin-30A, whose product is annotated as C-type lectin 30A. Lineage: Eukaryota; Metazoa; Arthropoda; Arachnida; Araneae; Theridiidae. The record is from RefSeq and is a predicted model, not a curated record.
CUUAUCAACGAAGAUUACAAUUUCACCUGCUGAAACGGCUAAUUCGUAAUAGUGAGAUUCGAACAUUUUUUUCUUCCAGACUAGCUCCAUCUGACAUGGCCUUCGAACAUGUGUCUCUGAUUUUUGGAAUUUUACUGUGCUUUCCUGUCAUAUAUUCUUCGGUGAUUCUGGAUGGCAUAGAAUAUUGCCAACUCUACAAUCCCCCAUGGGUUAAAUAUAAAGGCUACUGUUAUUUGUUCCAUCAAGAUUGGAAGACUCGAGUUUCCUUUUAUGAUGCAGAGGAUGAAUGCCGUGGAAGAGGAGGACAUCUUGCUUCCAUUCAUUCCGAAGACGAGAACAAUUUUUUUGUCAGAAUGGCUAAUAGUGGUGUAUUCCGAGGUCGCCAAUGGAUUGGACUAAAUAUAUUGAAGGGAAAUACGACUCCUGAGUGGACAGAUGGCACUCCUGUUAACUAUACAAAAAUCGUUCCAAAAGAUUUCUACAAGAAUGAGAAAUGCUUCAUAUUCAUGCGUGAUAAGAAAGGGUGGCGUCCAGAAGAUUGUGGGCUCCACUAUUCUGCAGUGUGCAAAAGACCAGAGGAUGUUACUCCUACCACGAUCGCUCCCCCAACAACUAUUCCACCCCCCUCUGGAUAUUGCCCUAAAGAUUGGAUUCAAUUCGGUCAAAAAUGCUACAAGUUUUUUGGAAAGCUGGAAGAAGACAGAGUGAGUUUUAAACAAGCAAGGGACGCUUGUUGGUCAUUGGGAAAGGGCAAUGAUCUGGUAUCUAUACACAGCAUGGAAGAACAAGCUUUCAUAACCCAACAUUUGUAUGAUUUCGGCUCUUCCGUUUGGAUUGGAAUUCAGAAAGUGGAAUCGGAUGAAAUUGGUCACGAUAUCGUAUUUGGCUGGAUCGAUAAUUCCAGGAGUGAUUUUAAGAAUUGGGCCUCCGGACAUCCAAUUCCAGGAACAUGGAAAUAUUGCGGUAGGUUAAGUUAUGAAGAAGUUGCAAAAGGAGAAUGGAUUUCUGAUUACUGCGAUGUUUCUAAAAGAGGAUAUAUAUGCCAAAGAGAAUCUGAUCCAAGUUUACCAAAACCAGAUCCUGAACCAUCUAAGUGUAAUAAAAACUCUGUCGGAUAUCGUAACUCGUGUUAUCGGUAUUUCCCUACACCAGAAACACAAGUGAAAGCUGAGAAGUCUUGCCAAACUCUAGGGGGACAUCUCGUAUCCAUACAAGAUGGUUUUGAGCAAUCCUUCCUACAUAACUUCAUUCCAAAAUCACAGUCAGUUUGGACAGGUCUAUCGUCAAUUAAAGGCACUUGGUACUUCCGAUGGAGUGAUAAACAACCUGUGUAUUAUUUCAAUUGGGUUGAUGGGCAAUCUGUGUUGAAUACAACAAAACCAUUCUGUGCAUAUUUAGAUGGUAGGAACGUACUCAAAUGGAAAACUGCCGAUUGUUCUACAGAAUUACCAUAUGUUUGUGAAAUUACAGAUGAUAUUGCACCGUCGUUUCCUGAAGUUAUAGGAACUUGUGACAGCACGGAAUCUACAUGGGUUGAUAUAGGAGAUGAGUUUUGUUACCAUGUAGGAAAAGACAAGAACCAUAUUCUCAGCUGGGAUUCUGGAUUGCGUUAUUGUCUCUCAAAGGGUAUGAAGAUGAUUACAACUUACUCGCCCCAUCAAAUUAAUUCCAUAAUCGCCUAUUUGUGGAACGGAAGUUAUCCAAUUAACAUCGGAAUGAUCAGAAAAUUUGACAAAAAAUCUUUUAUGUGGGUUGACGGAAGUACUCUUGAGUUUCUAAAUUGGGAUGAAAAAGAACCAAGUGAUUAUCCGGAGGAUAGAGGAUGUGUUGCCAUUUCUCAAUCAACUGGAAAAUGGAGAACGGUACCCUGCAACUCUGGAGGGCUUACUGUUUGUCAAGCUCCGAAAGUACAGAAAUGAUGUAGUUAUUAAUUUGAAUAAAACGUUAUGGAUAAUUA